Messenger RNA from Syngnathus typhle (broad-nosed pipefish), 797 nucleotides. RefSeq names its product basic helix-loop-helix family, member a9 (gene bhlha9). Gene Ontology annotation, biological process: developmental process; regulation of transcription by RNA polymerase II. Gene Ontology annotation, molecular function: RNA polymerase II transcription regulatory region sequence-specific DNA binding; protein dimerization activity; DNA-binding transcription factor activity, RNA polymerase II-specific. The record is from RefSeq and is a predicted model, not a curated record. Lineage: Eukaryota; Metazoa; Chordata; Actinopteri; Syngnathiformes; Syngnathidae.
AGCGUCGCAGGGCUGUCGGCACAGCAGCAGCAAACACCGACAGCCCAGAGAUUCCUUUUCCGUAUCUCCAACUGGUGUCCACAAUGAGCUGCAGCAGCAUCGCAGAGUCGGAGUUUUCCGAGGACGAAUUGGACCUCGGCGCUCUUGGCCAAGGCGAGGACCGAGCAAGUCCGAAGACGCCGUUUGGAGACAGCGAGAGCUCAACCAGCAGCCCCGGUGACCCGGAGGAAGGCCAGAGCAAAAAGCGCUUGAGGCCAGUCCGCUCCAAAGCUCGACGGGUGGCGGCCAACGUCCGUGAGAGAAAACGCAUCAUGGACUACAACCAGGCCUUCAAUGCUCUUCGCGUGGCUUUGAAUCACGACCUGAGCGGCAAACGACUCUCAAAGAUCGCCACGCUGCAAAGGGCCAUCAAUCGUAUCUCUGCUCUCUCCGUAUUCCUGAGCACAAACCCUCCGAGCAAGCCUUGCGCCCACGGGGAGUGCGACCGCUCAGCGGCGGCCAUGACGGCAUCUCGACUUGAUGCCAUCCCUCAUCUGGAGCAUCAGAGCUACGCUCCGUGGCACGCGUCCAUCUCCCAGCAGACGCAGCCCCGAGAGGGCCGUUACGUGGCGAACGCUGCGUCCUCAUGUCCCCCUUCACCGCACUACCCUUGUUAUCCGCCGGAGGGCCAGCUCUACGGCGGCCAUUGUGGCGGCCAGCCGCCCAGCCCUCUGCCCGGAAUGUGGGGCUCCUGCACCCAAGCGUGCGUUGACACUUUUGUGGAGCCUUCUCCACAUUGGGACGUCCCUGGCAGAUGA